Messenger RNA from Chroicocephalus ridibundus (black-headed gull), 1684 nucleotides. It is a transcript of the gene ERAL1, whose product is annotated as Era like 12S mitochondrial rRNA chaperone 1. NCBI's taxonomy places the organism in Eukaryota, Metazoa, Chordata, Aves, Charadriiformes, Laridae. Gene Ontology annotation, molecular function: rRNA binding; GTP binding; ribosomal small subunit binding. Gene Ontology annotation, biological process: ribosomal small subunit assembly. Gene Ontology annotation, cellular component: mitochondrial matrix. The transcript is spliced from 11 exons. The record is from RefSeq and is a predicted model, not a curated record. Bases 73 to 1488 code for a protein of 471 amino acids.
UAUGCUCCCCCGCUUUGCGCCAAUGAGGGCGGGCGCCGCUCGCGCUCCCGGCCUGCCCCGCGGCGGGGCAACAUGGCGGCGCCCGGCGGCCUGGCGGCGGCUCGGGCCGUGCGCUGGGCCCUGAGGGCCGCCGCGGCGGGGCCGCUCUUGCCGGGCUCAGCGCGUCUCCUGGAGAGCUGCAUCCCGCGGGCCACCGUGCUCCCUGCCCGCUGGAGCGGGAGCAGCUCGGCACUAGGCAGCAUCCUGGGCAUCCCCGCCGAGAAGCCGAGUGACGCCCUGGGCCAGCACCCGCCGCCUGUUGCCACCAGCAAAAAGGAGCAAGACCGCCUGUUACAGAAUCAGCCUGACCAGCCCCAGAACCCCAAGGUUUUAAGAAUUGCCAUCAUCGGAGCACCCAAUGCUGGGAAGUCCACGCUCUCUAAUCAGCUCUUGGGCAGAAAGGUUUUCCCUGUCUCUCGAAAAGUGCACACAACCCGAUGCAAAGCCCAAGGUGUUGUCACGUAUGAGGACACACAGCUGAUCAUUCUGGACACACCUGGCCUCACUAGUCCCCUUAAAGCCAAAAGACAUAAAUUAGAUGAAGCCAUGCUGACAGACCCAUGGGACAGCAUGAAACAUGCGGAUUUAGUUCUGGUUUUAGUGGAUGUGUCAGAUCACUGGACACGAAACUGUCUUAGCAAGGAGGUGCUGCAGUGUCUUUCUGAGUUUCCUGAGAUCCCCAGUGUCCUGGUUCUGAACAAGGUGGAUCUGCUGAAGAAGAAGUACAUCCUGCUGGAACUAGUAACUGAGCUAACAGAGGGAAUUGUAAAUGGAAGGAAACUGGAAGUGAGAUCUGCGUUUGAACAUAAUUCCAGUUCUUCAGCAAAGCCUCCUCUUCAGAUCACUCAGGCUUCUCCACCUGAGAACAGGGCCCGUGAGCCUCACUGUCUGCAGGAAACAGGUCAAGCCCAAGAAGGCUGUAGCUUGGACAACAGUGGUGAUACGAGGGCUUCUGAGUCCAGUCUUGUCGCAGAAGCAGCACAAGGGCCAAACCGCUAUGGACCCAGAGAUCUAAAAAAUAUGAAAGGCUGGCCGUGCUUCCAGGAGAUUUUCAUGCUGGCAGCUCUCCGUGGGGAGGAGGUGGAUACACUCAAGCGGUACCUCCUGAUGCAAGCCAAGCCAGGCCCUUGGGAGUUUCACAGCGAGGUCUUGACCAGCCAGUCACCUCAAGAGAUCUGCAAUAAUAUCAUCCGCGAGAAGGUACUGGAGUACCUGCCACUGGAAGUGCCCUAUGGCGUGACUCAGGUGACUGAGAUAUGGGAGGAAGGACCGAGCGGGGAGCUCCUUAUCGUGCAGAACCUCUUGGUCCCAAGGAAGUCUCAUAUGGUGAUGUUGAUCGGAAGAGGAGGUAAGGUUAUCAGUAGGAUUGCUCAGGAGGCUGGCCGGGACCUGAUGAACGUUUUCCUGUGUGAUGUCCGCUUGAAGCUCAAGGUGGAUGUGAAGAGUUGAGCUCUUUGUGUAUGUUUUAACAGCCCAUGAGCUCUUCGGUCAUGCAGAGAAACCAGUCCCAUUUUUCCCUGUGGAUAUCUCGGCACCUUUAUUCAAUUCAGAAACAGAGGAUAAUGGAAUCAAUAUAGCGGGCUGAAGUAGAAUGUAUUAUUCGUUGGGGGAAUGGCCCAAACUGAAAUAAAGUCUUCAGACCUUC